Molecule: messenger RNA, 2293 nt
Organism: Labeo rohita (rohu)
Lineage: Eukaryota; Metazoa; Chordata; Actinopteri; Cypriniformes; Cyprinidae
Product: fibroblast growth factor receptor homolog 1
Exons: 11
Coding region: 688-1779 (363 amino acids)
Biological process (GO): multicellular organism development; positive regulation of kinase activity; protein phosphorylation
Cellular component (GO): signaling receptor complex
Molecular function (GO): transmembrane receptor protein tyrosine kinase activity; ATP binding
Source: RefSeq, a predicted model, not a curated record
CAGAAAUCAAUAUUAUCUAACACAUGCCACGUUCACACUGUCAGUUUUUGGGAUUGACACCCGAUUUCUGCUACUAAUUUAUAGUGUUCUUUGUCUGUUUGAUUACAUCAUUAAUUGAUCUUUACCACACAUCUCUACCAUAUGUACAUCAAGCUACUACUACAUAUAUUGUAAAAAUGUCAAUUUGGUGUAAAGUUGCUUUGCAACUAUUUUAUAGUUUAUACCACUGUAAUUCCAUCAGUAUACGAUUCUACCAUUAGUCAUUCAUUUAAUCUGUGUUGAUAUGUUUUAAGCCAAUUUUAACGAUGUUUUCAUUUGUACAAAGAUAUGUCUGCUGUUGGCAUCAGCACCUAGUUGCUUAAUGAUUUUUACGUUCUCGGUUACUGCGGGGUUGGAGCCUACUUCCGGUCAUCGUAGCCGUUCCAUUGGAAGCUGUUGCUUAAAGUCCCUAACUGUCUGUACGAACGUGCAACGGUAGUCAAGCCCGUAUUCCUUACAAGUAACCAUGGCAACGAACACCAAAGCAAUAUCUAAAAUGACGACGUCCGUAAAACUGAACAUAUUACCUCAACAAUUGUCCAAUCGUGCCACCUUGAUACCAGUCACAUAAUUCUAAUCUGCGUCUAUGCUGUUACCAUUUUCUUCUUGGGUAUACUUGGAUGCCUUUGCCUAAACAAAUAUCGGUCGAUGAAGAAGAUCAUACGGGAGCUGAGGACGGGGAGGUCAGUUGUGAUCCCCCAGGUUUCUUCUCAAGAUUCUCCCCCUCCAUCUCCCAAUGUCCUGAAUAUUCCUGAACUGCCAGAACGUAUUACAGAAAGCCCGUUACAGAGACAACAAACUAAAUCCAGCUGCAGAUUUCCCUGGAAGCCUCCACUACAGGUUCCUCGGUUCACAAAAGCAGACGUGAGUCUUAUUCAGCUCAUAAAGGCAGGUCGAGAAGGAGUCUUCUACAAAGCAAGGAUAAUAAGGGGCACAUGUAGAGGCCAUUCACUGGUCACUUGCAAAAUUAGUAAAGAAGGUAUCACCUCAAAGCAGAUGGAAAAUGAGGUGUCUAUUAUGAGAAAGCUGGCAUAUCAUAAAAAUGUGAUGCAGCUGCUGGACUGGAAUACAUCGGAAGAGCCGUAUAUGCUGAUCAUGGAGUUCAUGAGCUACGGAACCCUGCGUAGUUUUGUUCAGAAAAACAAAGACGAACUGAUUGCUGACCCUGAACUGCAGAGCCAGUUGACCAUCGUGUCCUACCACAUCGCCUUGGCCAUGGAGCACUUGCGCUCCAAAAUGGUGGUGCACUGUGACCUUGCCUUAAGGAACAUUCUGGUGAGCCGAUUCCCAUGGGAAGUGAAGGUAGCAGAGUUUGGCCUGGCCAGAGACUUGACCCGUAUGAGGAGCAGACGUAGCAGCAAGAAAAAACAACACAAGGAGCGCGUGCCACUGCGCUGGUAUCCUCCAGAGUACUUCAGGAACAACUACUACAGCUUUAAGGGAGACGUCUGGGCAUUUGGUAUCGUGUUGUGGGAAAUGCAGACAUUUGGCACAUUGCCAUAUCCAGAUCUGAACACAUCUGAGCAAGUGGUGUAUAGUAUCUGUGCUGGAUCUAAGAACACUGUGCCCAACACCUGCCGUCCAGAAAUUGAACAGGUCAUGCAAGACUGCUGGUUGGAUCCAUACACAUCUAGACCUACAUUUACAGACAUUGUCAAAAUCCUGGAGAAUGUUGUGGAGAGCGAUGGGGAUUACGUGGACGUUGACAACCAAAGGAUGAUGAAUAUAGAGGAAAAGUGAAUUUAAAACACAGAAGAACAUUUUGUAGCAAUUAUUUUAUCACUGUUCUCAUGUAACACCAAACUGUGUGCAGGCAUACAUUUUUGAACAAUGUUUUAUUUAAGGAUUUAAUUCUAUAUAUGUUGCAUUUGUUAGCAGGAAGACAUCACACAACUCUGAGUAACUGUGUUGAUUCAGUCAGUCAGUGUUCAUUGUGAUAAACAUGCACCAAAUAAUUUAACAAUAAAAUAGUUUGAUAUCAGUUUUCAUAAUUAUGUUAUUGAAAACAAGUAUUAUUUGUGGUAUUGUUACAAUAAUAUAUGUAAUAAUAAAAAUAAUUUUGUUAAUGAACAUGAUCAUGUUUACAUAAUUUACCUGUCAUUUGUUGUUUAAUGGAGGUGUGUGCUUGAAUUUUUCACUGUUGUCACUGAUCAUGGAAGUUCUCUUGUAAUUUACAGAUAAUUUGUAUUCUGAAGUUGAACAAAGGUGUUAUGGCUAGGAAUGACAUGAGGGUGAGUAAUUAAUGACAAUUUUU